GUAUUUGUCAAGCCAAGAGAAGAAAGAGAAUCGCAAUGCACAGGCCUCAAAGAGAUAGCUUUGUUAUACAAAUAAGAGCAACUGCUGAACUCCUUAAUCAUCAUCAGCCUGCCGCUGCUAGCGUCUCUUCUUCCAAGUUAAACUUCUCUGCAAUGAAGCUUUUCAAUCGCUUUCGCAAAAUUCUCAUGCGACUCUUGUUUUCUUUCCCUUCUCAUCAUGGCACUUCUGGGACAUCGUCCAAGCAAAAAAACUGUGAAAGAUUUGAUCCUCCAAAGACUUCAUGCAGCUCUUAUUACUCUUCACAAACCCACUACAGUGAGGCUAUCGCAGAUUGCAUUGAGUUCUUGAACAAGUCUUCUCAGGAAGGGAUUUUAGAUGGUAGAAAAUCUGAUGUCUUGGUUUGAUGCUUAUUGCUUAAUCUGUCGCAAUUGGUUUCAUUUAUUAUUUGCGAUGCUUUGAUUUUAGUCUUUGAAUCUUUGAAGCAAAUACAAAUCAUGAUAUGGAUAUAAAAAGGAUUUCACUGUUCGGUUUUCUUCUCUCCCUCUUAUCCUGUUGUUGCCGAGGCUUGGACUUCGGAUGAUUGUGCUGCGUUUGUACAUUUACAAUCUUUUAAGUUGAUAUGAAAAAUUAUUUUUCUUUGCUU
Messenger RNA from Hevea brasiliensis (rubber tree), 643 nucleotides. RefSeq lists its product as uncharacterized. NCBI's taxonomy places the organism in Eukaryota, Viridiplantae, Streptophyta, Magnoliopsida, Malpighiales, Euphorbiaceae. The transcript has a single exon. The record is from RefSeq and is a predicted model, not a curated record. Bases 36 to 404 code for a protein of 122 amino acids.